Bolinopsis microptera is the source of this 1942-nucleotide messenger RNA. RefSeq names its product carboxypeptidase B-like. NCBI's taxonomy places the organism in Eukaryota, Metazoa, Ctenophora, Tentaculata, Lobata, Bolinopsidae. Gene Ontology annotation, molecular function: zinc ion binding; metallocarboxypeptidase activity. The record is from RefSeq and is a predicted model, not a curated record. Bases 36 to 1352 code for a protein of 438 amino acids. The transcript has 10 exons. Gene Ontology annotation, biological process: proteolysis.
AUUGUGAACUAACCCCGUUACUUCCUGCCUCCAGUAUGCGAUACAAUGGUCUGAGUGUCGUGUUAACUCUUUUGUUAUCUGUGAUAAAAGGAGGAGAAGGUCGUGUGGUAGAGCCACAGUCACCAGACCGUACGGGGUUCCAGGUGUUGAGGCUGCAGGCAAGUGACAGUGACCUGGUGGACACAGCACUGCGACUAGCUGACGAAUAUGAGUUAAACGAAUGGGCCGAAUUAAACCGUCCUGAUGGCUAUGUGGACGUGAUGGUGAAUCUAGAGAAGAAGGAGAGGUUCACCAGAGCAAUAGAAGAUGCGGGCAUCGUGUCCAGCGUCAUGAUAGAGGAUGUGGAGGAGAGAAUUAAACGUCAUGUGACCAUGAAGAAGAGGAGUGCAAAUGAUAAUUACGACUAUGAUAGCUUUAACGUUUUCGAAGACAUAGAGAAAGAACUGAAGAAAAUCAACAACACAUAUAGUGACAUUGCCAGACUCGAUAUAAUCGGUGAAACAUUUGAGAAGCGCAACAUGUACGUAUUGCGAGUAAGUAAAGACAUCGGACCAGCUCCAACCAAACCAAUAAUCCUUAUUGACGCAGGCAUCCAUGCUAGAGAGUGGGUCUCCAUCUCCACCAUCAUGUACAUCAUCAACCAGGUCGUCAGGAACCCCAGUGAUGACCUUUACAUCAAGGCAUUCCUUGACUCUUAUGAGUUCGUUUUCAUGCCCGUUCUCAAUCCAGAUGGGUACGCGUACACACAGGUAGAUAGACUGUGGAGGAAGAACAGAGUCUAUAACGAUAAAUCCUCGUGUAGAGGGGUAGAUCUGAACAGAAACUGGGACUACAAGUGGGGAGGUCUAGGAACUAGUGGACGUCCCUGUCAAAUAGAUUACCGAGGUCCCGCAGCGUUUAGCGAGUUAGAAACCAAAGCCGUACAGAAGUGGGUAGAAGCAUAUAAAUCAAAAAUCCUACUCUACAUUAAUUUCCACGCUUACGGUCAGUUGUGGAUGACUCCAUAUGGUUACAGCACGGAUACGCCCAGCAAUGAGGUGGAGAUGCUUAAAUACAGCAAGAUUGCUGUCAAAGCUAUUAAGAAGUCACGGGGUACUGAAUAUAGAUAUGGUCCUGUCUACACGACAAUCUAUCCAGCAAGCAGUAUCAGUGUAGACUGGGUCCGAGGAGCAGAAGAUGUCCCCCUCGCUUACACUGUCGAACUUCCAGAUAAAGGAGAUCACGGUUUUCUCACGCCACCAUCAGAGAUACCACUGAUCGGCAAGGAAACAUGGGAAGGGAUCAGGGCGCUCCUGAUAACACUUGCUGAUGACAAGGGUUUACUGAAGACAGCGGAGAUUAUCAUUGUUUAGAUGAUGAUCAGAUCCUUGUUUUGCUGUCGAUGUGAUACUGGCCUCGGAAGCAAAUACAUCAGUUCUUACAGCGGACUUCCUUAGUGCUUUAGAACUUAGCUUAGCUUGUAAGGUCUUCCUUUAAAAUAUUAUAGCAGUGGUAGUUUUAGCUCGGUUCCAUACAGAAUCGCUGAUUCUUUUGAAUGUGUACUUUAUCCUAUAGAUGUUCCUGAUAAUUUCACUUAUAAUUGUAGGUUAUACUCAGAUUUAGAUUUAGAAGGGUAUUAAUCAUGACUAAACUCUCUAUAUCAAAGCUUCUUUAGGAUGUAAAUAGCUGUAAAUGUAGAACUGGAAAUUACCAAUUUAGUUUUAACUAAUUACCUAAAUAAUUUGACAUAAGGACUGAACCCUGAUUGAUUCAGUGUUCGUGAAAAGUUUUAAAACUCAUUUUAUUCGUUUAAAAAUUAUCGUGACAAGAAGCUUUUAGAAUUAAAUGUUUGGCCAUAUUCGGCUUCUCGGAAAUCAGCCACUAAGUGGUUACUUAAUUUAUUCUGUUUUAUUUGUGAUUUCUGUUGAUUUGAUUAAACAAUUCUUUUAUCUUCUUUUGGCGA